AUGACCUUUCCUAGUCCGCUGCCCACGGUGGAUGCCGCCAAAACCAAGGCUGGACUCCCCUCGCUGCCGCGGACAGCCGGCCCACGAGGCCGGCGGAGCGGCGGCGCCUGCGCCUCCGUGUGCGGGGUCACCUCCGUGUGCGGGGUCACCUCCGUGUCCGGAGUCACCUCCGUGUGCGGGGUAGCCCGGGGUUGGCCAGUGCAGAGGGCGGGUCGUCCGCUUUGCCAGCAAGGCUCGACCUUGUCAGACCCCCGCGCAGACGGGGUUGGUAACGGACGCGAAGGGCGCUCGCUCCCAUGUCAUCGCUAUGGAGGUGACCUUCUUUAUCUGGCUGCUUGUUUUGAUCCACCUCUUGAAGAAGUUUCCACCAGGAACCCAAUCAUAUACAACAAAACGACUGCUGACCCAGACCAUCCUGACCUUGCUGGUUUGUUGGUGAAAAACAAGAAUCUUUUAGCUGAGCUAAGAAAUCUUCAAAAUAAACUUUUCAUAAAAGAAAGUUCAUUGCAAGAUAUGAAGAAUGAGCUAGAAAGUUAUAAAGAAGAUAACUCGAAACAGUCUUUCCAGAUAAUCUCCCUGAAAAAUGAUAUCAAGGACUUAAAGGUUCUUAUUGCUUCUCUAACUAGAGUUAAAUCUUUGAAAAGCAUCAAUAAUCAGACUCCUGAAAGAGGCAACUUGGAUCUAAAUGAAAGAAUUAUAGAGCUAGAAAACCGUCUAAGAGUACAUCUGGUUGAAAGAGAAAGGGCAGAGCAAAAAGCAGACCUUUUGGAGAAAAAGUUAGCAGGUGCUAAUCGAUUCACUCCUUAUAUGAAUGUGAAAGGACAAGAAGACACCUUGGGUAGUUUCAAGAUAAAGAAGGAAGAAAUGAGUCUGGUCACUCAUAGAUGGCAAUUAACAGGAUUAGUAGAAGAUCUUAUAGAAGAAUUUUGGAGAAUGAUGGGAGACAGACACUUGUCAAAGAACUGCUGGGGAACUAAAACUGCACAAUCCCACUAUCAGAAAUUCCUUCGUCAAUUGGCUUCUUUUCUAAGCAGCAGUGUUGUCCCCACCAGCACAGAGGAAGCUGUGAAAGAGAGAAUUCAGGGAAUUGGUGCAAAUGAGCAAUUCUGAAGUCUGUAAGUAUAUUGCAGACAACAGGAAAUUCAGUUGCUCACCAAGCGACUGGAGCAGCUGCAUCAUCACCACGAAGAAUCAUCCCAAACUGAAGAAAAGCGUAGGGAACAAAAAAGACCCUUGAAAUGUCUGGAGGGAAAAAUUGCUGUUAAUGACUUUUUUCAAGCGAGAUUAGACUUGGGCAGGAAUAAAGAAAACUCCAGGACUAAAAAUUCCCGAAUAGAUGAGAACAGCAAGAUAUUUAAACAGCUACAGAAAGACAACAAACAACAAACAUUAAUAACUAUUAAGCAGAAUUUGCAAAUUGCAACAACUCAAAGAUUAGAGGAAGAAAUUCAGCAACUUCAGAAACAGCUCAGUGAUUUGAAAUUGUCAAAUAAAAAUAUGAAAACCCAACUGACAAGAGUAAAUGUCCUUAAAGACAAAACAAUUCAGAAGCUCAGGCAAUCUUUAAUAAAAGUUGAAGCAAUGAAAGGGAAGACAGCUAUGAAAACAGAUAACUUGAAAACUACAUUAGACCCGACCAAGCAAGAGGCAAGAUGGGACAAAGACGGGACCCAUCAGAUCUUAGAUGCUGUCACUCCUGAGCUCUGCACAUCAAAGAACACACUUGAAGAAGUAUCAGGACAACCACAAGAGGAAGUCGACUUUCGAGAAACUAUCAUAAAGAUGUUGGGAUUUAACAUGAAAACAGCAGACAAGGAAAUUAUCACUCACCUAAGACUUGUUAUCCAAGCUUAUGAAGCAUCUAACAAAUCAAAGAUUGCUUCUGAUUGUGAGACUGGACAGAAUAACGCAUAAAAAAGUUCUGCCUUCUCAUUGCUGCCAACAAGAACUCAGCAGAUACAGACAUUUCCUUCAACAU
Molecule: messenger RNA, 1978 nt
Organism: Myotis lucifugus (little brown bat)
Lineage: Eukaryota; Metazoa; Chordata; Mammalia; Chiroptera; Vespertilionidae
Product: trichoplein keratin filament-binding protein-like
Source: RefSeq, a predicted model, not a curated record